This is a messenger RNA of Arabis nemorensis, 534 nucleotides long. NCBI's taxonomy places the organism in Eukaryota, Viridiplantae, Streptophyta, Magnoliopsida, Brassicales, Brassicaceae. The record is from the annotation of a GenBank genome assembly.
AUGGAAAGCCCAACUCUGGUUGAUAAUGGGCUGAUGACCUCUUCGACGGGCUCGCUUACCCAGAAUUUUGCGGAUGACGCGACCUCUUAUGCGACCUGUAAAGAGGUCGAUAGGUCUUCUGCAACCCCGCAGGAACGCGAGGGGGUGUCGAGAGAGUCAGAUCUGGGUGACUCUGACAACAUCGAUGACUCAGACGAUCUUUAUUUCGUGAAAGAUGAGGUCGGCUCGUUUUCUCCCUUGGUAAAUGACGAGGUCGCCAAGUCUCCCGACCCUGGCUUAGGUCGUUACAUUGAGUUAGAGCUGAAGGAUGAUGUGGCGACCAAGGCCACCGUCGAAUCACUGGAGAAGAUGCGUCGAGAGUGGCGCUUGCAUGCCGAUAUAGAGUUCGUCUUCCCAUCUGCCGACCAACGUCUGUGGGCUCCGCCUGAAGGAUAUAUGUGUCUCUACGAAUCCUUCUUUCUGAAGAGCGACUGUCGUCCUGCUAAGUUGGCGAAAGCAGAUCGGCUUACACACUUAGGUAUAUCUAGGUCGUAG